UACUUCAGUAGAUUAGAAUGUUCUGACAACAAUCCAGGCCAAGUCAAAAAUCGAUGAUUGCAGAAAUAAAUCGGUAUACAAUGAUUCGAGAUGGUUUUCUGAAUAACUAAGUGAUGUUGUUCUAUACAUGCUUUAAGUUGGGUUUGCUAGGUUGAAAUGGAGCUGGUAGAGCUGGUAACUAGUGGCCAAUACCUGAUCACUGUUUGAUUGAGUAACUAAGUAGAUUUAAUUCAUCGUUAUAGGCAUGAUUGUAAGGCACCAAAAUUGAUGUACAUUCAGCUUGCGUUUUAUUGUGUAUGUUGGGUAGAUAAUAGUUUGGAAGCCUGUGGCAUUAGUAUAUUUUAGCCUUCCCAAAAUGAUAUUACAGUAUCCAUUAGCAGUUUAUUUUGUUCUGCUUGAAGCAUGGAUAUUAUCCAACUAAUAACAUGACAACAAUUUUUUCAUGAUGUGUUCUCACCUUUAAUUUUGCACUAACAUAUUUUCUAUUCUGACUCGUGAUGCGUUUACUGGCUGCUGGCUGGCAUCACUUUCAUCAGGGUCCAAUAUUUCAUGAUGGGAUGAAGGAAUGGAGCUGCUGCAAGCAAAGGAGUCAUGAUUUCAGUUUAUUUUUGGAAAUUCCUGGGACAGGAAAACAUACAACUGAAAAACCAGUGCUUGCCAAAAAGGCACCUCCCGUUCAGAGGCAACCGGUUGCUGCUCAAAUUCCCACAUCCAAUGCAUCUACAAAAGAUGCUUGUCCUAGGUGCCGCCAAGGAUUUUUCUGCUCUGACCAUGGUUCAAAUGUUAGAGAAUUGAAGCCAAAACCUUCCGCGAGUGAAUGUAGUGAAACCAAUCCAGAACCAGAGCCCCCUAGACAGAAGAAGAUUGUCGAUAUAAACCAACCUCAAAUAUGUAAAAAUAAGGGGUGUGGUAAAAGUUUUAAGGAGAAAGAUAAUCAUGAUGAAGCAUGCAGUUACCAUCCGGGCCCCCCGGUUUUUCAUGACAGGAUGAGAGGGUGGAAAUGUUGUGACAUUCAUGUUAAAGAAUUUGACGAGUUCAUGAGCAUACCACCGUGCACGAAGGGAUGGCACAAUGCUGACCCAGUUUCAUGAUCAAAGAUUUACUUAAUCUGCUGAAAGGUUUCUUUUUUUGUUAUUGGACUGGACUUAUUUGUGGCUGGACUCUUAUUGAUGCUGCAGGUUGCUGUGACUUCUACCCUCUUGGACCUUUUCUAUAUUUCAUUGAGAACUAAAGCCUCGUGUUUUACUAGUGAUCUCAUAUCAGUCAUGCUCUCAGCAUUGUUUCUUGUUUUUUCGCAGAGUUCUUCGAUUCAUACCUCAAUCGAUUCAUACCUCAAUAUUAUCACAAUUACAAUUCUUAAAUAACACAUUAAUAGUUUUUUCUGUAAAAAUUAU
This is a messenger RNA of Striga asiatica, 1394 nucleotides long. Lineage: Eukaryota; Viridiplantae; Streptophyta; Magnoliopsida; Lamiales; Orobanchaceae. The record is from the annotation of a GenBank genome assembly.